Nothoprocta perdicaria is the source of this 3466-nucleotide messenger RNA. It is a transcript of the gene MAFB, whose product is annotated as MAF bZIP transcription factor B. Gene Ontology annotation, biological process: regulation of transcription by RNA polymerase II; regulation of myeloid cell differentiation. The coding region runs from base 691 to 1626 and encodes 311 amino acids. Lineage: Eukaryota; Metazoa; Chordata; Aves; Tinamiformes; Tinamidae. The transcript has a single exon. Gene Ontology annotation, cellular component: nucleus. Gene Ontology annotation, molecular function: RNA polymerase II cis-regulatory region sequence-specific DNA binding; DNA-binding transcription factor activity, RNA polymerase II-specific. The record is from RefSeq and is a predicted model, not a curated record.
UUUUCUCGUCCCCCCUCUCCCCUUUUUUUUUUUUUUUUUUUUUUUUUUUUCCUUCCCUCCUCCUUCCCCUCCUUCCUUCCCCCUCUUCCCUCCCCUUCCCCUACGCGGCGAGAGCCAGCGACAAAACUCCCGUGCAAAGCGCAGCCACCGCCGCCAAAUAGCCAGUGCGCUGCCCCGGCCGCCUGCUCGGACUGGAAAGUUGCGGCUCGCUCCGGUGCUCUGCUCCAGCGCGGAGGAGGCUCAGGACUUACAAACGCAGCCAGGGGCACGGGCUGAACGUUUUGCACCGUUCUUCUUCCUGCGCAGACCCGAAGGCAGCAUCUUUGUUUUGUUUUGCUUUUUCCCUCCUGCUACCGCUCCUUUCUCCUUGCAAUUGGGUGCCUAAGUGCUAGGAGCUGCUGCAGCCCGCGCUGCAAACGCUGAUACGAACAGACAGGAGGCACCGAGGCUGCCCCGGCUGCCGGCUCGUCCUUGGCUUUGUCGCUCCGGACUGCACAAGCCCGAGAAGCCGGCAGAAGGAAGCGGCCGAGGAGGAGGCGGAGGCGGUGGAGGGGGGAGCAGAGGAAAGGAAGCGAGGAAGCGAAGCCAAAGUUUCUUUGGAAUAAGGGAGCGCAGCCAGUCCUCGCCCGGGCUGCGCGCUGGAGUGAGGUCUCCAGCCCCUGCGCCGGCGGAGGUGCCCGCAAGCCCGCGAUGGCCGGAGAGCUCAGUAUCGGAGCCGAGCUGCCCACCAGUCCCCUGGCCAUGGAGUACGUCAACGACUUCGACCUGAUGAAGUUCGACGUGAAGAAGGAGCCCCUGGGCAGGAAUGACCGCUCCGGGAGGCACUGCACCCGCCUGCAGCCUGCCGGCUCCGUCUCCUCCACCCCCAUCAGCACCCCCUGCAGCUCCGUGCCCUCCUCGCCCAGCUUCAGCCCCACUGAGCAGAAGACCCACUUGGAGGACCUGUACUGGAUGGCCAACAGCUAUCAGCAGAUGAACCCCGAGGCGCUGAACCUCACACCAGAAGACGCUGUUGAAGCCCUCAUUGGGUCCCACCAGGUGUCCCAGCAGCUGCAAGGCUUUGAGAGCUUCCGGGCCCACCAUCACCACCACCACCACCAUCACCAACACCACCACCAGUACCCUGCAGUCACCCACGAAGACCUGUCCGGCAGCGGGCACCCUCAUCACCACCACCACCAUCACCACCAGGCCUCUCCCACCCCGUCCACCUCCUCCAGCUCCUCCCAGCAGCUCCAGAACUCGCACCAGCAGCAUCCCCCCUCCAGCAGCGUGGAGGACCGGUUCUCAGAUGACCAGCUGGUCUCCAUGUCUGUGAGGGAGCUCAACAGGCACCUCCGAGGCUUCACCAAAGACGAGGUGAUCCGCCUCAAGCAGAAGAGGAGGACCUUGAAGAACAGGGGCUAUGCCCAGUCCUGCAGGUAUAAACGYGUCCAGCAGAAACACCACCUGGAGAAUGAAAAGACCCAACUAAUUCAGCAGGUGGAGCAGCUCAAGCAAGAAGUGACCCGGCUCGCCAGAGAGAGAGAUGCCUACAAGCUCAAGUGUGAGAAACUUGCCAGCAAUGGCUUCAGAGAGGCCGGCUCCACCAGUGACAACCCGUCUUCCCCUGAGUUCUUCAUGUGAGUGCUUAACAAAUAUAAUAAAAAAAAAAAAAGCAAAACAAACAAAAAAACCUGACCCCAACCCCCAUCACCUUCUCCCCUCCCCGUUCCGCUCCCAUCCUCCUCUGACAUCUCCAUCCAUCUGUCUGCUUGAGUAGCGAGAAAGAAGGAGAGAAAGAAAAUAGAGACUUGACUUUUGCAGCAUCCAGUCUCCUAGAUUAGCUGUGGGAAAAGUAGGCUGGGGGUGGGGGCGGGAGAGGGAACGUGCAACUUUUUUGACUUUCAUUUGUGAGUGAGAGAGAGGGAUAGAGGCAGAGGCAAAGGAGAAAAGGACAAGCUAAGCCUUUUAUAGAUCGCUUGCUUCCUGAACGAGAUGGACUUUAAGAGAAUAAUAAUAAUAAUAAUAAAAAAAGGACGAUGAACAAGCCAUCUAUAACAUACUGCCUACUUGGAAUGAGAGGACUUUACAGCAGCAUCUCAUGCACAAUUUACCUGCUUGGGAAAAGGAGAAUAAAUAAAAAGGACAAUAUAUGCAAACUCUUCAUAUAUUGCCUGCUUUGAGAAGUAAGUUACAGGACUCAGAUGGGACAUGCAAUCCAAGAAAGGAAAGAAAGAAAGAAAAAAAAAACUCAUCAGUUUUAUUGCCUGCUUGAUUAUAUAGAAAAAUACGAAAAUCUGCAUUAAAAAUAUUAAUCCUGCAUGCUGGACAUGUAUGGUAAUAAUUUCUAUUUUGUACCAUUUUCUUGUUUAACUUUAGCAUGUUGAUCAUCGAUCAUAGCUCUCUGUUUUGUUUCCUCGAUAAGAAAAGCAUCACGAGUUAUCAAAACUUUUUACUGCUUGUGCAGUUUUGUUCGUUGGUUUUGCUCUCUUAUUUUCUUUUAUGGUUGUUAGCUUGUAAAUAUCUGCGACUUCAAACCGCACAGAAAAAAAAACACAAAAAAAAAAAAAAGCAAAAAACGAAACAUUUCAGCAGGCUGGUUGUACGGUUUGUUUGGUAUUAAAGAGACACUUAAACUUAUGGGCAUUUUGCAUUCAGAAAAGAGAAAAAAACUUUGUAUAUCUGGUGCACUUUUAAGUUUUUUUUAAGAUUUUUUUUUCUUUUUAGUUUUCAUUUUGGUUUUUUGUUUGUUGGGGCAGAAGAAAAAAAAAAACCGCCUGGAUGUCAUUGACAGACCUAAACUUAACAGGGAAAGCGAGUUCGCAUCGGUCACUAGAGCCUGCUCCGCUUUAAAGUGACAGUGAAACUCCCUCUGCUUCAGGACAACUCCCAGCCUGUAGUGGUUAGACUUGGCCAGAUAGUCUGUCCCUUCUGACUGUACACUCAGGAAGCGAGGAACGGGCGGGAUACUGGUUCCUUUUAAGAAACAACAGCUGCCCCUUGAUUUUUAUUUUCAGUAAAAUACAGGAAUAAAAAAAAAAAAAAAGAUUUGAUACAAGUCAAGCUGAAAUCACAGCAAAGAUUCGUGUUGCCACCUAAGUUAGRUUUAUCAAUGGUAGCAGUGAGUGCGUGAGCUGGAAAAGCAUUUAAAAUGAAACUUUUUUUUUUUCUUAAAGACAUAAUGAAACUUUUAAGUGUAUUCUUUUGCAAUGAUUUGUAACCUGCUUCUCUGCUUCCCUAUGCAGCGAGUGAAAGUUUUAGCCAAAAUUUAUUUGCAGUUGUAUAGUAGUAGUAGUUUGGAGUCUUAUGGGUGUUUUUAUUACUUUUUUUUUUUUUUCCUCCUGCAGGUCAGUAAAAGGAUUAUUUUACGUUGCACUGACAAAAAUACCAAAAUGAAAACUUAUUUUUUAGUUUCCUUUUAGGAUAGCUGGCACUGCUGGCCGGAUGCAUUUUAAGUUUGUAUUAGUUUAUAAAUUAACAGUAA